Molecule: messenger RNA, 1857 nt
Organism: Ilyonectria robusta
Lineage: Eukaryota; Fungi; Ascomycota; Sordariomycetes; Hypocreales; Nectriaceae
Exons: 2
Coding region: 250-1770 (506 amino acids)
Molecular function (GO): zinc ion binding
Source: RefSeq, a predicted model, not a curated record
CUGAGCUUUACCCGAACAUCAGCGCUGACACCAACCAACCACCGCCUGGCCGCCUCAGCCAAGCAAACGCGCGCGUAUCUUUUUCUUCGUCUGCAGCAUUUGAUUAUUGCUUCUUGAUUCACGUCCUUGUCGUCUUUACGAUGCAAUGAGAUAGCCUUGCCCGCCCGACCCAACCCGACCCUGCCGUUUCCGAUCGCCAUCGCCGUCGCCCAGAGAUUCCGGGCCGCACGCGACACACACGCUCUUACAAUGGCGCCCAACACCAACAACUUGGAUACCGCCGACCGCUCCGCCGCGCCGCAGAGCCUCGAAGUCGACACCCCGCGCCGAUGCUUCAUCUGCCUGACCGAUGAGGAGCCCUCCGACCCGCCGUCGUCGUGGGUCGACCCGUGUCCCUGCACGCUCGAGGCUCACCAGGACUGCAUGCUCUCGUGGGUCACCGACUGCGAGCGCUCCAACAAGCCGCUGCAGUGCCCCGUGUGCAAGUCGCAGAUCCGCCUCGAGGGCCCCUGGGAUCCCCUCGUCGCCCUGACCGAUGUCGUCUCCUCCAAGUUUACCCGCGCGAGCCCGUUCAUGCUGUUGACGUCGGUCACUAUGGGCGUCCAGUUCAGCCUGCAGAUGUACGGUGCCUGCGCCAUGUGGGCCUUUGCUGGACGGGAGUCGUUGGUGCAGUUCAUGUUGGGUCCGGAGCUGAAUGUGGGUGGCCAGAACUCGAGGAUCAUGAGGAUGGCAAGCGAGAGACUGGGCAACGCGCUGAUUCUCAUGAACGUGGGUCCGGCUUUGCUCCUAGGACAGUUGACUCCGUGGUUGGGCAACAAGAUCUUCCUCCCUACUGCUUCAUUGUACGGCGUCUACCGUGUCAUGCACGAUGAUCAAUUCCUAGCCUGGCCUCCUUCGCCCCAGAUGGCCAUGACCAUGUUCCCUUACCUCCGUUCAGCAUACCUCAACUUCUGGCGGGAGUUUGUAUUCCCCUACGAGGUCAACCUCAACCGACAGAUGCAGGGUCUACCCGCGCUGGAGCCCCGGCCGAACGAGGAACCGGCUAACAACCAGCGGGCUGCCCAGCGGAACGAAAACGGCGGCGUUCUGGGCUUCCUGAAUAACCUCCUGGAUGCGCUCGAGCCCGACGACGACGACGAGGGUGGGGGUGAUGCAGCGGGGCAGCUGAGAAUUGCCCACGAGGAGGGUAACGAUGCGGAGGGGAACUUGGUCGUUGAUAUCGUCAUCGAGGAGGUUGUCGACAUUGUUGAGGAAGAUGUUAAUGAGUUUUCUGAUGAUGAACAAGAUGGAAUCGAAGGCGGCUGGGGUCGACGGGUAGACCAGCCCCCGGUACAAGCUGCUCCAGAGGUAGGACGAGAGCCGGCCGCCGCACCGGCAGAACCCCCUGCGGACCUCCCUGCGCAGCACAACGAACACGAAGCUCCGCAAGCGCCUCCGGCACGCCGGCCUGGCCUCGGAACCAUUCUCUCCGGCGUGUCCAACGCCAUCGUCAGCGCCCUGAUCCUACCGGGAAUCUCGUACGUAAUGGGCGAGCUGCUCCGGCUGGCAAUGCCCAGGUCGUGGACCACGAUGCCUAGGAAUCCGUGGUUCCGCACCGUGGGCAUCAUCCGACCGGGCCUGUUCCAGCAGCAGUGGGGACGCAGCUUGGUGGGCGGGUGCUUGUGGGUGGUGAUGAAGGACGUGGUGCGGCUGUACACCAAGUACCGCAAGGUGGCGGCCAUGGGGAAGCGGAGGGUGAAGAAUGUAGAGAGGCAUCGGAGGGGCAAGUGAGAAAGACGCCCGAACAGAUAGCGGCCCUGUGGGAAGCCUUGGUUUACGAGCUGGCGAAGCAUUAGACGGAGUUUAGGGGGGUUGCAG